Humulus lupulus (European hop) is the source of this 2353-nucleotide messenger RNA. RefSeq names its product transcription factor bHLH67-like. Gene Ontology annotation, biological process: guard cell differentiation. The record is from RefSeq and is a predicted model, not a curated record. Gene Ontology annotation, molecular function: protein dimerization activity; DNA-binding transcription factor activity. The transcript is spliced from 4 exons. NCBI's taxonomy places the organism in Eukaryota, Viridiplantae, Streptophyta, Magnoliopsida, Rosales, Cannabaceae. The coding region runs from base 610 to 1878 and encodes 422 amino acids.
AAGAGAAAGAAAGAGAGAGAGAAAGUCCCCACAACCCUCUGUCUCCACUGAGGGACAAAACUGCCACCGCCAAUAAUGCUUGGGUCCUUGUAAACCAGACAACUCUAGCUUUCCUUUCUUCUCUCUCUUUCUCACCAAACUCUCUCUUUCUCUUGGUUUUCUCUUCUCAAUAUUGCAUAUUGUAUCAUAUCUUUUAAAAAAAAAAUCAUUUUGAGUAUAAAAUCACUUAUUUUCCAUAUUCAAGGCAUUGCUGUUUAACUCCUCAUCUUUGCUGAGAGUGAGACCUCCUGUCCUUUCUAUCUCUUUCUUCUUCGUGGUUCUUCAAAGCUUAGCAUUUAUUACAUUCUAUUUAAGACCAUAUCUAUCAUCAAACACAAAGGAAUAUAUUGCGGUUUAAGAUAUGGGGUCUCUCGCUCUGCCUCUAGGGGAUUACAUUUAUGACUAUUGUUCUGUGAGCAUUAAAAUAGAAUGUUGGUAAUCGAGAGGAGUGAGAAAGAAAGAUAUAUUUAGAGAAGAGAGAGAGAGAGAGAGAGAAAGAGAGUGAGAGACUGUGAGAAAGGAGGAGGAAUUUAAGUAAGGCACACUUCCACAACUACUUACUCUGCUGUAAUGGAGAGGCUCCAAGGACCCGUCAACCCCUGUUUUUUUAGCGAGCACAUGGAUAUGGAGUGCCUAGAACAAGGACUAACCACUAGCUCGGGUAGCUUGAGAUUCGAGGAAGAAGAAGCUUGUGUGUUUACACAGGGCUUGGAGGAGAGAAUGCCAUUUCUUCAAAUGUUACAAAGCGUGGACUCCUCAUCUUUCUUGCCCUUGAAAGAUCCCAGCUUUCAAACCCUUUUGAGACUUCAACACAUGAAGAAGCCAUGGGAAGCAGAUAUCGAUGUCAGCUACCACCACAGCGUGCCUCAAUUGGACACACAACAACUUCAGGGGUUAGAGUUCGAGAGCUGUGUCACGAAUGAAAUUGUUGAGUUGCAUUCACCUAUUAAAUCCGAAACCAAAGAUGUUCAAUACCAGCAUUCGACUACUUCAGGUCCUGAACAAGCUGGUGCGAGCUCAGAAUGCAACCAAGAACGACAACCCAAUAACGUAGAACAACAGUGUGUCAACAAUCCACAAACGACAUUCAAACAGACCCAAAACUCCAAAUUCCCUCCAGUGGGCCGGGAAAGGAGAAAGCGCAAGAGAACAAGGCCAGCCAAGAACAAGGAAGAGGUAGAAAGCCAGAGAAUGACUCAUAUUGCAGUUGAACGUAACCGGAGACGCCAAAUGAAUGACCACCUCAAUGUCCUCAGGUCCCUCAUGCCAACCUCCUACAUUCAAAGGGGUGACCAAGCGUCCAUAGUAGGAGGUGCAAUAGACUUUGUCAAAGAACUGGAGCAACUCUUCCAAUCCCUUGAAGCCCAAAAGAGGAUGAGAAAAGCAGAAGGUCAACGUAGUACUGCUAGUAACGCCGUUGAAAACUCCGUUAGUUCGUCCUCAUCUUCCUCCUCCAGUGCCGUGGCAAUGCCGUCACAUGGGCUGUAUAUGUCGCUUUCCCAGUUCAGAAUUGGGCCUGAUCAAGAAGAGAAUAUCAUCAGUCUGGGAGACGAAGUCCGAGCUGAGAACAAGUCCGAGGCUGCGGACAUAGUGGUCACCGUCAUCCAAACCCAUGUCAACUUAAAGAUCCAGUGCCCGAGAAGGCCUGGUCAGUUGCUGAAAGCCAUUGUCGCUCUUGAGGAACUUAGGCUAGCAAUUCUGCAUCUCAACAUAACCUCCUCACAAGCCACAGUUUUUUACUCCUUCAAUCUCAAGAUAGAAGACGAAUGUAAGUUAGGAUCAGCAGAUGAGAUUGCUGGAGCAGUUCAUCAGAUUUUCAGAUUCAUUGAUGCCACCUAAUCCCAAUGAAAGCUAGUUUAGAAGAGUGUUUAGUGAAAGAAAAGAAGAAGAAGAAGAAGAAGAAGAAGAAAAUUUGUAAUGAUUUUGAUAACGAGGGGGGACAUGAGAAAAUAUGGGAAAAAUGUCUUUACCAUCCCCAUAAGCUGUGACUAGAAAUAUGAUGCUGUAUUUGGCUGCAUAACAUCAAGAGAAAAAGGCAAAAAAAGAAAGAAAAAAAAUCAAAGUGGUUUCUUUCUCUUCUGAUUUUCUUAAUUAACAAGUUUUUAUUUUAUCAAUAUUUUGCUUUUUUUGAGAUGGUGUGGUUAGGGGCCCAACGUGUGGCUGCCUGGGUUAGAGUUUAGAGUUAGAGAUGGUGAGGUUGAAUAUAUGAGAGAUUCUUUCUCAUCAUUACGUAUUGUAAAGGAUAUUGCUUCUCUUUCUAAAUUUGACUUUUUGGCAAAAUUCCGUAUACCAUAAAAGAUAUUUCAUCAUUGUA